Pan troglodytes (chimpanzee) is the source of this 1889-nucleotide messenger RNA. RefSeq names its product sulfotransferase family 1A member 1 (gene SULT1A1). NCBI's taxonomy places the organism in Eukaryota, Metazoa, Chordata, Mammalia, Primates, Hominidae. The transcript has 12 exons. The coding region runs from base 607 to 1656 and encodes 349 amino acids. Gene Ontology annotation, molecular function: sulfotransferase activity. The record is from RefSeq and is a predicted model, not a curated record.
GUGCGCGGGGCGCCCAACCGCUCCGGAGCUCCUGGAGGAGGCAGUUGCAGGUGCCGGCUGCUGCAGCGCAGUAGCUGCUGGAGGCUGGCGAGGCCCGGAGGCGGUGCAGGAAGCCUCCGACCACGCGGGCUCCUGAUCGCGGGCGCCCACAGCGCGGACAUGGCGGGCUGGUGGCCGGCGUUGUCGCGCACGGCCCGGCGCCACCCGCGGCCCACCAACGUGCUGCUCUAAGUUGCUAGAGCAACGUAGCUCUACGCUCUACCAGUGUGCCUUAGCUCGCUCGUCUCCGCCGGGGACGUGCUGCAGCAACGGCUGCAGGGCCGCGAGGCCGACUGGCGCCAGACGCGGCGCGUGGCCACGUUGGUGGUGACCUUCCACGCCAACUUCAACUACGUGUGGCUGGGCCUGCUGGAGCGCGCGCUCCCAGGCCGAGCGCCGCACGCCGUGCUGGCCAAGUUGCUGUGCGACCAGGGGGUCGGUGCGCCCAUCGCGGUCUCGGCCUUCUACGCCGGUAUGAGCAUUCUCCAGGGAAAGGAUGACAUAUUUUUGGACCUGAAACAGAAAUUCUGGAACACCUAUAUGGGAUGGUAGACUGUGAGUGGCUUAAUGGAAUCAUUCCCACAUUCAGAGCCAAUGUUUUCAGCAAACUCAGUCAUGGCUUUGGAGAUCACUUUAAGCUUGUCUCCAGCUGGCAAACUAAGGAGGCACCCACAAUCAGCCACUGCGGGCGAGGAGGGCAUAAGGCCAGGUUCCCAAGAGCUCAGGAACAUGGAGCUGAUCCAGGACACCUCCCGCCCGCCACUGGAGUACGUGAAGGGGGUCCCGCUCAUCAAGUACUUUGCAGAGGCACUGGGGCCCCUGCAAAGCUUCCAGGCCCGGCCUGAUGACCUGCUCAUCAGCACCUACCCCAAGUCCGGCACCACCUGGGUGAGCCAGAUUCUGGACAUGAUCUACCAGGGCGGUGACCUGGAGAAGUGUCACCGAGCUCCCAUCUUCAUGCGGGUGCCCUUCCUUGAGUUCAAAGCCCCAGGGAUUCCCUCAGGGAUGGAGACUCUGAAAGACACACCGGCCCCACGACUCCUGAAGACACACCUGCCCCUGGCUCUGCUCCCCCAGACUCUGUUGGAUCAGAAGGUCAAGGUGGUCUAUGUUGCCCGCAACGCAAAGGAUGUGGCGGUUUCCUACUACCACUUCUACCACAUGGCCAAGGUCCACCCUGAGCCUGGGACCUGGGACAGCUUCCUGGAGAAGUUCAUGGUCGGAGAAGUGUCCUAUGGAUCCUGGUACCAGCACGUGCAGGAGUGGUGGGAGCUGAGCCGCACCCACCCUGUUCUCUACCUCUUCUAUGAAGACAUGAAGGAGAACCCCAAAAGGGAGAUUCAAAAGAUCCUGGAGUUUGUGGGGCGCUCCCUGCCAGAGGAGACCGUGGACUUCAUGGUUCAGCACACGUCGUUCAAGGAGAUGAAGAAGAACCCUAUGACCAACUACACCACCGUCCCCCAGGAGUUCAUGGACCACAGCAUCUCCCCCUUCAUGAGGAAAGGCAUGGCUGGGGACUGGAAGACCACCUUCACCGUGGCGCAGAAUGAGCGCUUCGAUGCGGACUAUGCGGAGAAGAUGGCAGGCUGCAGCCUCAGCUUCCGCUCUGAGCUGUGAGAGGGGCUCCUGGAGUCACUGCAGAGGGAGUGUGCGAAUCAAGCCUGACCAAGGGGCGAAUCAAUCCUGACCAAGAAUAAAAUAUGAAUUGAGGGCCAGGGACGGUAGGUCAUGUCUGUAAUCCCAGCAAUUUGGGAGGCUGAGGUGGGAGGAUCAUUUGAGCCCAGGAGUUCGAGACCAACCUGGGCAACAUAGUGAGAUUCUGUUAAAAAAAUAAAAUAAAAUAAAACCAA